Molecule: messenger RNA, 419 nt
Organism: Rhizophagus irregularis DAOM 181602=DAOM 197198
Lineage: Eukaryota; Fungi; Glomeromycota; Glomeromycetes; Glomerales; Glomeraceae
Source: RefSeq, a predicted model, not a curated record
UUUUUUUUUUUUAUGUUUCGUUACCAAGGAAGUUGCAACCAAAUAAACGAGAGGGUGAGAAAAUAUGUACAAAAAAAGUGCGAGAUAAAAUAUUGAGAUAUAUAGUCGGAGGCUUAAGUAGUAGUUUUAAUAACAACUUAAAUGAAUAAGAACAAGUAUGAAGAAAGGAAAAAUUUUUGUUAUGGGUUUACCAUUAAAAGUUUCGUUUUAUUUUUUCAAAAAAUUAAAUUUUCGCUUUUGUUGGUUGUAUACAAUAUUUGCUUAUGAAUAUUUGGUACCGGCGAUUUUUUUGGUAAAUAAAUUACCGACUUUUUUUAAAGUAAAAAAAAAGGUCAAAGCAUAAAUAUGCACAAAAAAAAAAAAAUUUUUUUUUAAAAAAAAAUUAAUUUAAAAUAUAAUAUAAAUAAUAAUAACCGUUU